Molecule: messenger RNA, 1559 nt
Organism: Globicephala melas (long-finned pilot whale)
Lineage: Eukaryota; Metazoa; Chordata; Mammalia; Artiodactyla; Delphinidae
Gene: ZBTB37
Product: zinc finger and BTB domain containing 37
Biological process (GO): regulation of transcription by RNA polymerase II
Molecular function (GO): protein binding; RNA polymerase II cis-regulatory region sequence-specific DNA binding; DNA-binding transcription factor activity, RNA polymerase II-specific
Source: RefSeq, a predicted model, not a curated record
UCCACCCCCGGAGGGUUGAAUGCCUGCCUACACCCUCAGGCACGACCAUGGAGAAGAGUGGGAACAUACAACUGGAGAUCCCUGACUUCAGCAACUCUGUCCUGAGCCAUCUAAACCAGCUGCGCAUGCAGGGCCGUCUCUGUGACAUCGUGGUCAACGUGCAAGGACAAGCUUUUCGGGCUCACAAAGUGGUACUGGCUGCCAGCUCCCCCUAUUUCCGAGAUCACAUGUCCUUGAAUGAGAUGAGUACUGUCUCCAUUUCAGUCAUAAAGAACCCUACUGUUUUUGAACAGCUCCUUUCUUUCUGUUAUACGGGGCGGAUAUGCCUGCAACUGGCAGAUAUCAUCAGCUACCUGACAGCUGCCAGUUUUCUGCAGAUGCAGCAUAUUAUAGACAAAUGUACACAGAUCCUGGAGGGCAUUCAUUUCAAAAUCAAUGUGGCUGAGGUUGAAGCUGAAUUAAGUCAAACAAGGACAAAGCACCCAGAGGGACCUCCAGAGUCUCACAGAGUUACACCAAAUCUGAACCGCUCCCUUAGCCCCCGACAUAAUACCCCAAAGGGAAACCGGCGAGGUCAGGUUAGUGCUGUGCUGGAUAUCAGGGAGCUCAGUCCUCCUGAGGAGUCCACCAGCCCUCAGAUAAUUGAACAGAGUUCUGAUGUAGAGAGCCGGGAGCCCAUUCUUCGGAUCAACCGAGCAGGACAGUGGUACGUGGAGACAGGAGUAGCAGACCGAGGGGCCCGGAGUGAUGAUGAAGUUAGAGUUCUUGGAGCAGUACACAUCAAAACUGAAAAUCUAGAAGAGUGGCUUGGGCCUGAGAAUCAGCCUUCCGGAGAAGAUGGGAGUAGUGCAGAGGAAGUCACAGCCAUGGUGAUUGACACCACAGGCCAUGGUUCUGUAGGACAGGAAAAUUACAUGUUAGGAUCUUCAGGAGCCAAGGUGGCUAGGCCAACAAGCAGUGAAAUUGACAGAUUUAGCCCCUCCGGCAGUGUUGUUCCCUUGACGGAGAGACACAGAGCCAGAAGUGAGUCUCCUGGGAGAAUGGAUGAGCCUAAGCAACCCAGCUCCCAGGUAGAAGAGUCAGCAAUGAUGGGAGUAAGUGGCUAUGUGGAGUAUCUCCGAGAGCAGGAAGUAUCUGAGCGGUGGUUCCGGUAUAACCCCCGUCUCACCUGUAUCUACUGCGCCAAAUCUUUCAACCAGAAGGGGAGCCUGGACCGCCACAUGCGCCUGCACAUGGGGAUUACACCAUUCGUCUGCCGCAUGUGUGGCAAGAAAUAUACCCGGAAAGAUCAGCUGGAGUAUCACAUCCGCAAGCACACAGGCAACAAGCCCUUUCACUGUCAUGUUUGUGGCAAAAGUUUCCCCUUCCAGGCCAUCUUGAAUCAGCACUUUCGCAAAAACCACCCUGGCUGUAUACCCCUGGAGGGGCCUCAUAGCAUCUCCCCUGAAACAACUGUCACAUCUCGGGGACAAGCCGAGGAAGAGUCACCUUCACAAGAAGAGACAGUUGCUUCUGGGGAAACUGCCCAGGGCUCUGUGUCCACUACUGGGCCAGAUUGA